UUGUGCUCCUCUGAUGGUCAGUAGGGGCCACACCCUCACAUCCGAGUCAACGUUCCAACCUGUAACUGGUCAUUUAAAACAAGUGGGCCCUGUGCUUUCAAACCAGCCUUUGUUUUCUUUUACCUCUGAGUCAACAGGUCACCCAGGUGCUAGUCAGUUAAAACAAGCAGCCACUGCUCUUAAAAAUCAGGCCACUUUUGACAGCCAACAGGUGCGUGUCACAGGUUCGAGUGUUAGCACUGCGGCUGAAAAUAAUGCUGUUGGUGUAAACACGGGCCAGACACAGAAGUGGAAGAUAUGUACUGUAUGCAAUGAGCUUUUUCCCGAAAACCUUUAUAGUGCUCAUUUUGAGAAGGCACAUAAGGCAAAGAAAAUAUGGGCAAUGGCAAACUAUAUCAUGAAAAUUCACAACUUCACCAGCAAGUGUUUGCUUUGCAAUCGCUAUCUGCCCAGUGAUACGCUACUCAACCACAUGCUAAUCCAUGGUCUUACUUGUCCGCAAUGCUACACUGUUUUCUACAGUGUUGAGAAAAUCAUUGAGCAUGUGAGUCAAGCUCAUCCUGAUGACUUUCUUGGACUGCCUGGUGCAUCACCAUUAACCUUUGACCUAACCAUCAAACAAGACAAGUCUGCUAAUGUCCAGCUUGUUGUAAUGACCUUUAACAUGAAGGAAUCUACCAACGGUCAAGAUAUGGCUGCUUCUGCUCAAUAUAGUGACUAUCCUACAGUCAGAAUAACAGCCCCUAGCAUUAUUGACAAAACGAAUGAUCCAACUGUGAGACAUUCACUUUCAGCGUCCCUGUCUUGCAGGACUGAAAUUGGAAAAACUCUGUGCCCUCUGUGUUUCAGCAUUCUCAAAGGUCCACUCUCUCAUGCUCUCUCCAUGCAUUUGAGGGAACGCCACCAGGUCCUCCAAACAAUGCAUCCUGUAGAAAAAAAGAUGACAUACAAGUGCAUUCAUUGCUUAGGAGUGUACACAAGUAACAUGGUGGCCUCCACCAUCACGCUGCAUCUUGUGCAGUGCAGAGCCAUCGGUAGAAGCCAGGCAGGCAUAAACUCUAAUUCUGCAUUAACUCUGAAUUCAUCUGGGACCGGCUUCCUCAAACGACAGCUGCAAAAUCGGAGCAUGGUCAACCCCAAGAGGAUCAAGCUGGGUAAGGAGUCAAAGCCAGGAUAUCAAGCAGGAUCUGGUAUUCUUGCACUGGAUCCCACAAGGUAUGAGCACAAAACGUACGAGGCCAGAAAAGCUUUCCUGACGGCAUACUUCAGCAAGCGGCCAUACCCAUCUUCUCAGGAAGUGGACAUGUUGUCUGCAAGUCUGUGGCUGUGGAAAUCAGACAUCGCUAACCACUUUGCAACCAAGCAAAGGAUAUGUCAGAAAGAAUGUGUGAACAAAAAAGCAUCUGUGCUACUUGGGUUUGACAUGCAUGCUCUCCUUGAAGUUAAGCACGAACUUAACUUUCCAGAGCAUUUGUCACAGCACUUCUCUGUCAGAAGAUCUAGAAGUCUCAAAGAUGGCACUCCAUACACCGGCAGAAACAAGCAAUGUUGGACUUUCAACUCUACCUCGAAACAAGUUAUAUGCACAGAGACAAUAUCCAUUGACUCAGAUAGUGAACCUGAAAUGGAGAAGAAGCCUAAUGAGAAUGGAAUGUUGACCAACCCAACAAAGAAUCUAAAAUUCCAAGACACAGUAAACCUUGUGGAUGAAACAGAUGUGUGCAUUUUGCAAGAUGAGAAAGAAAUUCUGGUUGAAGAGGCUUCCUCUGUUAAUAAAGAUGUUCCUUCAACAGAAACAAGUUCUCCACAAGUCACGGCAGCACAUCCAGCUGAAGACACUACCUCUGUAAAAGAUGUCCCUAAUACAGAAAAGAGUUCUCUACAUGAUGACAAAUCAAAACUGGGGGAUGAGUCAUCAUGUAUAGAGGAUGUUUCUUUUACACACAUGAGCUCUUUGCAAGAAGGUAAAGCAACCCUGGUGGAAGAUAUUCUCACUAUUGAGGAUGGUCCUCUCGAAAUGAGCAGUUUGCAGGAUAGCAAAGCGAACCUAUUGGAAGAUGCUCCUUCAGUUGAAGAUGUUCCUUCUCCAGUGAUGAGUGUUUUGCAGGAUAGCAAAGCAAACCUACUGGAUGAUACUCCUUCAGUUGAAGAUGUUCCUUCUCCAGUGAUGAGUGUUUUGCAGGAUAGCAAAGCAAACCUACUGGAUGAUGUUCCUUCUCCAGUGAUGAGUGUUUUGCAGGAUAGCAAAGCAAACCUACUGGAUGAUCUUCCUUCAGUUGAAGAUGUUCCUUCUCCAGUGAUGAGUGUUUUGCAGGAUAGCAAAGCAAACCUACUGGAUGAUCUUCCUUCAGUUGAAGAUGUUCCUUCUCCAGUGAUGAGUGUUUUGCAGGAUAGCAAUGCAAACCUACUGGAAGAUGCUCCUUCAGUUGAAGAUGUUCCUUCUCCAGUGAUGAGUGUUUUGCAGGAUAGCAACGCAAACCUACUGGAAGAUGCUCCUUCAGUUGAAGAUAUUCCUUCUCCAGUGAUGAGUGUUUUGCAGGAUAGCAACGCAAACCUACUGGAAGAUGCUCCUUCAGUCGAAGAUGUUCCUUCUCCAGUGAUGAGUGUUUUGCAGGAUAGCAACGCAAACCUACUGGAAGAUACUCCUUCAGUUGAAGCUGUUCCUUCUCCAGUGAUGAGUGUUUUGCAAGCUAACAAAGCAAACCUGGAAGAUUUUUCAUCGAUGAAGGACGUUGCUUUUGCUGAGAUGAGCUCAGUGGAAGAAAGAAAUCUGAUGGGCAACAUUCCCUCUGACCAGGAUGACCCUUCUGCAGAGAUGAGUUCUUUGCAAGACAGUAAAGCAAAUCUAGAUGAUUUUCCCUCUGUUGCUGAGGGUGCUUCUUCUGCAGGGAUGAAUUCUUUGCAAGAUCACAAGGAAAACCUGGUGGAAGACUUUUCAACUAUGGAGGAUGUUGCUUUUGCCGAAGUGGGGUCUUUACAAGAUGACAAAGCAAAUCUGCUGGAUGACUUUUCAGCGAUGGAUGAUGUUCCUUUUGCAGAGAUGAGCUCUUUGCAAGAUAAAGCAAACCUGCUGGAACAUUUGUCAUCUUUGGAGGAUGUUCCUUCUACAGGGAUGUCUUUACAAGAUGGCAAAGCGGACCUGUUGGAAGACUUCAUCUAUUGAGAGCAUUUCUUCAGAGAUUUCUCUGCAAGAUGGCAAAGUGAACCUAUUGGAAGAUCUUCCCUCUGUAAAUAACUAUUAUACAGACAUGACUACUUUGCAAGAUGGGAAAGAGCCUAGCAGAAGCUUACGUGUCGAUGAGUGAGGAUGUUCCUCCUAUAGACUUGAGCUCUUUGCAAGAUGGAAAAGCUAAUGUGCCUUGGAUGAGUGACAGGUCAGCUUUAAUGUGAUGUGUAGAAGCUUUGAAGUUUGAGAAAGUAAUGAGAAAUGGGCCUCAAAGCAAUGUUACAGAUUGCAAACAUUUGGUUGGGUGAAAAUCAAGUAAGAUGCUGUAAUUCCAGUUAUUGAACUCCAGUCUCCAGUACCAGUGUUGGAAUGGUUGAGAAUAAAGUUACAUUUAUAGUGCAUAAACCAUAAACCUACUCAAACCUAAGGCAAAUGUAAUUUAUCUUUGUGGCAUUGUAUAUAGUGUAGCAAUUGUUUGUUAGUUUCCCUCUACAAUUUAUUUGUUAGUUCUGUAUUCUGAAGUCAUGACGGAGUUUCUGCUUCCACAUUUUUUUUCCUCCCUAAAAAUGGUGACAUUGAACUGUAUAUGGUCACUUGACAUCUAGAAAAGAUGUAGGAUAUGCUGAUUGCUCAUGUACACGUUUUAAUAAACAAGUUUGCCAAUAAAUAAAACACUUUUUGUACGCAAG
Messenger RNA from Thalassophryne amazonica, 3855 nucleotides. RefSeq names its product activity-dependent neuroprotector homeobox protein-like. Gene Ontology annotation, biological process: regulation of gene expression. Lineage: Eukaryota; Metazoa; Chordata; Actinopteri; Batrachoidiformes; Batrachoididae. Gene Ontology annotation, molecular function: DNA binding. The record is from RefSeq and is a predicted model, not a curated record. Gene Ontology annotation, cellular component: nucleus.